Venturia canescens is the source of this 2323-nucleotide messenger RNA. RefSeq names its product phosphoglucomutase 2 (gene Pgm2a). The transcript is spliced from 11 exons. Gene Ontology annotation, cellular component: nucleus. Gene Ontology annotation, molecular function: magnesium ion binding; phosphopentomutase activity. Gene Ontology annotation, biological process: carbohydrate metabolic process; purine ribonucleoside salvage. NCBI's taxonomy places the organism in Eukaryota, Metazoa, Arthropoda, Insecta, Hymenoptera, Ichneumonidae. The record is from RefSeq and is a predicted model, not a curated record. Bases 123 to 2147 code for a protein of 674 amino acids.
AAGAUAAAUCUGUACAUUUUUGUCAUUCGUUUUGAUAUUCGAUCGUGAGCAUUUCGCUGAAGUUACGUCAGUCAACAUAUAUUGAUAUCGUGUUUGUGUCGUAAAUGAUGUGAAAAAAUCGUAUGCUGGAUGCUCCAAAUCCAACGCCAGAUAAUCGAAUCUCUCAUCUUCGUCCUACACGUAUAAACAUCGUCGAAAUACUAUUCACCAGCCUCGAUUCACUCACUUCCAUCAAACAGAAGGCAGCGUUUGACUUGUCUGCUUCCACAACUUUAAAAUAUAAAUUGAACAAGCGCACACCUCUACAGUGUAAUAAGUACGGUAUGGCACUCGAUGAACUAGUGAAGACUGGAAAUACGACUCUCGACGAAAAAAUCAACGAAUGGCUGGCCUGGAAUAGGGACUCUGAAGCUGACAAAGAAGUGAGAAAACUUGCAAAGGAUGGAGAAAUCAAAAAAUUGUCCAAUCUCUUUCUCAAAAGAAUGGAGUUUGGUACAGCAGGCCUUAGAGGUAAAAUGGGGCCUGGCUACAAUCAAAUGAACGAUUUGGUCAUCGUUCAAACGGGUCAAGGUCUUCUAGAAUACCUGUGCAACAGUUUAUUUGAUCUGGAAAAUAAAGGAGUCAUAAUCGGAUACGAUGGCAGAUACAAUAGCAAAAGGUACGCAGAACUAACGGCAGCAAUUUUCAUAAACCGAGGUAUUCGCGUUUACAUGUACUCCAAAGUAUGUCCAACACCGUUUGUGCCAUUUGGAGUAUCCAAGUACAAGUGUGCAGCUGGUAUCAUGAUAACAGCUUCGCACAAUCCCAAAGAAGACAACGGCUACAAAGUUUAUUGGGAAAAUGGAGCUCAAAUAAUUUCGCCAUACGACAAGGGAAUACAAAACUGUAUUCUGAAAAAUUUGGAGCCUCGGGACAGCUCUUGGAAACUAGAAAAUGUUUACAAUAGCCCGCUCUACCGGGAUCCUCUAGAAGACGUCAUGAAAUCAUACUUUCCAAUAAUCAAGGAUAAUACUUUGUAUCCUGAAGUCAACCAAAAUACAAUUCUCAAAUUCACCUACACUGCUAUGCAUGGUGUCGGGUACAAUUAUAUGGUUGCUGCAUUCGAUAACUCCAAUUUCAAGCCUUUCAUUGUCGUGGAGGAACAGAAAGAACCGGAUCCCGAAUUUCCUACAGUCAAAUUUCCAAACCCCGAAGAAGGCAAAAGUGCUCUCGAUUUGAGUAUCAAAACUGCAGAAACCAAUGGGUCAACAAUAAUACUCGCAAAUGAUCCUGAUGCAGAUCGACUCGCGUGUGCCGUCAAAACUUCCAAGGACGAGUGGCACGUUUUAACUGGGAAUGAACUCGGGGCAUUAUUGGGUUGGUGGAUGUUGCAUACGCACCGCGUACGAUGUCCCGAUGCUGAUUUAGCAGACUCUUACAUGUUGGCUUCGACAGUUUCGAGUAAAAUACUUGCAUCCAUGGCUAAAAAGGAAGACUUUCAAUUUGAGGAAACUUUGACUGGAUUCAAAUGGUUGGGGAACAGAAUCGUCGAGCUAAUGAAAAAUGGUAAAAACGUGUUGUUCGCGUUCGAAGAAGCGAUUGGUUUCAUGUGUGGGCCCAAGGUACUCGAUAAGGAUGGCAUAAGUGCGGGUGUUAGGGUCGCAGAAAUGGCUGCUUAUCUGGAAACUAUGGGGCUCACGCUUAUCGACAAACUGGAAGAAAUAUAUAACGAUUAUGGACGUCACAUAAACGAAAACUCAUACUGGAUAUGUCACGAGCCCGAAACGAUUAAGGCCAUCUUCGAGAGAUUGAGAAAUUUUGAGGGAGUUCCAAACACGUAUCCAAAGAGCAUCGUUGGAGGAAAAUAUGUGAUAAACGGAGUGAGGGAUUUGACGAGCGGUUACGACAAUACGAAACCCGGAAACAAAGCUGUACUACCAAUAUCGAAAACCAGUCAGAUGAUCACGUUUAGUUUCUCAAAUGGUUUAGUAACAACACUGAGAACAAGCGGUACCGAGCCUAAAAUAAAAUAUUAUAGCGAGUUAUGCGGAACGCCUGAACAACAAGAUUUGCAGAAACUAAAGGACGUUUUGAAGGAAAUGAUAACAGCGAUCGUCAACGAAUUUCUUGAGCCUGAAAAGAACUCUUUAAUUCCUCGAAGUCCAUGAAUAUAAGGUUAAAAAAGUGAACCGAUUAAAAAUUCGUUUUUUAAAUGAAUGUACUUUUUAAUUAUGUGUAAGUGGCAUGUAAAGUACUUUGCACUUUUGUAUUGCUACAAGCAAGACUCGUAUUUAUCUCGGUAAUUAAUAUAAUAUGCGAAAUAAAAAAUCAAUAUGAAUGAAAA